This is a messenger RNA of Lingula anatina, 3137 nucleotides long. RefSeq names its product serine/threonine-protein kinase PRP4 homolog. Gene Ontology annotation, biological process: mRNA cis splicing, via spliceosome; peptidyl-threonine phosphorylation; peptidyl-serine phosphorylation. Lineage: Eukaryota; Metazoa; Brachiopoda; Lingulata; Lingulida; Lingulidae. The record is from RefSeq and is a predicted model, not a curated record. Gene Ontology annotation, molecular function: ATP binding; protein serine/threonine kinase activity.
AUGGUGACUUUCCUCCUAGUUUACAUGCUCUGUGUGCCAAGAACAGUACAGGACAGAACAUUUAUGGUACAGAACAGUGCCAUGUGGUACAGGACAGUGCCAUGUGGUACAGACCAUUAUGGGUUUAUAUCUUAUUUGUUACUUUUCAGUGACAGUGGAAGUUCUUCUGGAGAUGAAGAAGACAAAACUUCAAGAAGCCAGUCCCACAGCAGCAAACACAAGGAGAAGAAAAAGCAUAAACACAAACACAAGCACAAGAAGCAUAAAAAACACAAACACAAAAAGCACAAGCAUGAGAAGACCAAUGACGAAGAAGAUGAUUCCAGGAGGAAGAAAAGGAAAAAGUUGGAAGAAAACCCAAUCGAUGACUUAGAAAGAGUAAAGGCAGAUCUCAGGGCAGAAUUGGAGGCACAGUCUCUACAAAAUGGAGAUUCAUUAAGUGAGUCAGAUGUCAAAGGUCAAAGUCAGGGUGACCCUGAAAAGGUCAGUGCUAUGUCUCUGAUAGCAUCAGGCUACCUCAGUGAGGAAGAAGGUGAGGUGGACCAUGAGGAACAUGUUCACAGACUCCUCGAGGAACGCCUUUUGGCUGCAAGAAACCAGCCAGAAAAUGACGAGGACCAAAAAAGUGAGACCAGUCAUGCUCAUGCCAAAAGUGUAUCCAAUGAUAAUGACACCAACAAUGACAUUGAAGAAGGUGAAUUUGACCAACCGUCCUCCAAAGCAAGGCGAGAUAAAAACAGGGACAAAAAGAAAAGAAGUCGAUCCAGGGACAGAAAACGCAGUAGAUCUAGAGAUAGAAAGCGAAGUAGAUCGAAGGAAAAAAGACGAAGUAGAUCAAGAGAGAAAGAGAGACAGAUAAGUAGAUCGAAAGAAAGAAGGAGUGGAUCCAGAGGGAAACGAAGCAAGUCCAAAGAGAGAAAAUUCAGGGAAUUCAAGGAGGAAAAAUCCCCUUCACGGAAGAAAAGUCGCUCACCAGUCAGAAGGAAAAGUAAGACACCGCCGCGCCAUAGGAGCAAGUCGCCCAACAGCAGGCGAGACAGGCCAUCAGAGCGGACUAAGUCACCUGAUAGAAGAGAGACGAGAAGAAGGUCCAAUACACCUGAUAGAAGAGAGUCAAGACGAAGGUCCAAUUCAACUGAGGUCAGAGGCCGCAGGGAGAGGUCACCAGACAGACGCGACAGGAAAGAGCUGUCUGAGAAGGAACGUGAGGCAGAGUGGGAGAGGCCCAGGAGAGGGGUGGAGAGGAGCCGAGAAGCCAGGGAGAGGUCCAGAGAGAGAUGGCUGGCAGAGAGGGGAGAGAGAUCUCCCAGAAGAGGUGCUAGAGACCGUGCAGGCCAUCGCAGCAGGUCACGUGACAGGAACCGUCGCAGAAGUCACACCCCAAGUGCAGAAGACAAGUUCAAGGGCAGCUUGUCCGAGGGUUUGGCACUGCAGGACAAAGAGUCCUCAGAAGAAGAAAUUAUUGAGGACAUUGAGAUUUCAGAUGAUGAAGAUGAGGAAAAGAUUAUACAGAGGCGGAGGAUGGAACGCGAGAAACUGCUCUUGCAACUCCAGACCCAGGAAGACAGCCGUGACAUUGUCUCACUGCCACCUGGUGAGGAAAGCAGAGCUGACUCCGACUCUCAGAUGCCCAGCGGAAUAGCCUCCCCUGACAGUGAUGUCAGUGACGUAGCAGACCAGGCAGCUGACGAUGCUGCAGAAUACGCUAGGAUGAUCCUCUCGUCUAAUGACUUUGAGGAGUCCAUUAACGAGAAGCUGAGGCAGAUGACCAGCUAUAAGGAGAAAACUGAAGAGAACGGAGAUACUCCAGAAAAAUCCAAGUUUGAGACAGAAAAAGAAAAAGAAGAUAACAAAAAGAAAUUUUCAAAUGGCUUGGAUAUGUUCUCAGAGGAGGACAUAUUUAGCAAUGAGGACUACAAUAGCCCCAACCUGAUGAGGCAGGUGUCUGGUAUUGGCAACGACAACCCAUCUCUGACUGACAACUGGGACGAUGCUGAGGGAUAUUACAGGGUGCGUAUUGGUGAGACGCUGGACAAACGCUACCAGGUGUAUGGCUUCACGGGCCAGGGGGUGUUCAGUAACGUGGUGCGUGCGCGCGACCAGGCACGUGGGAACCACGAGUGUGCAAUCAAGAUCAUCAGGAACAAUGAAAUGAUGCACAAGACAGGACUGAAGGAGUUGGAGUACCUGAAGAAGUUGAAUGAUGCAGAUACAGAAGACAAGUUUCACUGUCUGCGGCUGUAUCGCCAUUUCUUCCACAAGCAACAUCUCUGCCUCGUAUUUGAAUCGUUAAACAUGAACCUGCGUGAGGUGUUGAAGAAAUACGGGAAAGACAUUGGUCUCCAUAUUAAAGCCGUCCGUUCCUACAGCCAGCAGCUGCUCCUAGCCCUGAAACUGUUAAAGAAAUGCAGCAUUUUACACGCAGAUAUCAAACCUGACAACAUCUUGGUUAAUGAGUCCAAACUAGUGUUGAAGCUGUGUGACUUUGGUUCUGCCUCCCACAUCUCUGAGAAUGAUAUCACACCAUACUUAGUCAGUCGAUUCUACAGAGCGCCUGAAAUCAUCCUGGGUAUGGGCUAUGACCACAACCUUGACCUGUGGUCAGUGGGGACCACCCUGUUUGAGCUGUACACUGGGAAGAUCAUGUUCCCUGGGAAGACCAACAAUGAGAUGCUGAAACUGAUGAUGGACAUCAAGGGGAAGAUGCCCAACAGGGUGAUACGCAAGGGAAUGUUCAAGGACAACCAUUUUGAUAGCACUUAUAAUUUUAUGUAUCAUGAGGUCGAUAAGGUGACACAGAGGGAAAAAGUAACUGUCCUUGGUAAUGUCAGCCCCAGCCGCGACCUUCUCGCUGAGCUGAUUGGCUAUCAACGACUUCCUGAGGACCAGAUGAGGAAAGUGACACAACUCAAGGAUCUUCUGGAGAAAAUGCUCAUGUUGGAUCCAGCGAAACGGAUCAGCAUCAACCACGCGUUAACACACCCAUUCAUCCAGGAGAAGAUUUGAUCAUCUUGAGAGAGCGAGAGAUAAUAUUAUGACAACUGGAAUCAGGUUUGAUUGGUGAUAAAGGUUGUACUGAUCAAAAAUUAGGAAGUUUUUGUUCUGACUUAUUGGUUGAAAUGCAUUAUGACAAUACA